This is a messenger RNA of Drosophila albomicans, 1234 nucleotides long. Its product is annotated as mitochondrial ribosome-associated GTPase 2. Gene Ontology annotation, cellular component: mitochondrion. The record is from RefSeq and is a predicted model, not a curated record. NCBI's taxonomy places the organism in Eukaryota, Metazoa, Arthropoda, Insecta, Diptera, Drosophilidae. Gene Ontology annotation, molecular function: GTPase activity; magnesium ion binding; GTP binding. The transcript has 2 exons. Bases 88 to 1221 code for a protein of 377 amino acids.
CUGAGCUAAAAUCGAUCAAUUUGCCGGUGCGUGCUUAUUGCUCUCAACGAUAUAUAAACAAAACGCCGCUGUUGCACAUGGACUACGAUGUCGUUGUUUUCUCUUUCAAGCCGGUUGCCUAUAGCCAAGUCGUUAAUUAAAAACCGUCUAAACUACUGUCAAAUUGCAAAUGCACUACGUCCCAAAAAAGCAAAGUCGACACGCAAAGAGGCACAAUACUUCUCCGAUGCCAAGAAGGUGCGCGCUGUGGGCGGCAAAGGUGGCGACGGUUGCGUCUCGUUCUUGCAGCUAUGGUGCAACGAACGGGCUGGACCCGAUGGCGGAGACGGCGGUAAUGGCGCUCACAUCAUUUUCCAGGCGUCGAACGACGUGCGUAACUUCAAUCAUGUAGGCAGCGUUCUGCGUGCCCCCGAAGGCGGCAUUGGUAGCGCCAAGGACUGUCAUGGCAAGAAUGCCAAACAUAUGGUGAUCAAAGUGCCUAUAGGCACCAUAGUGCGCAAUACAAAAGGUUUGAUUGUGGCCGAUUUGGGGCAAGCGGACUUGAUGUUUGUGGCCGCACGUGGCGGCGCCGGCGGUAAGGGGAAUCGCUUCUUCACAACCGACAAAGAGACAAGUCCCAAGGUCUGCGAGUAUGGGCCUCCUGGCGAGGAUUGCAGCUACACGCUGGAGUUGCGCAGCAUGGCCGAAGUCGGAUUGAUUGGCUUCCCCAAUGCGGGCAAGAGCACGCUGCUCAAUGCGCUAACACGUGCCAAGCCCAAGGUGGCACCUUAUGCUUUCACCACACUGCGUCCACAUCUUGGCACUGUACAGUACGAUGACCAUGUGCAGCUCACAAUUGCCGAUCUCCCCGGAUUAAUACCUGAAGCACAUCGCAAUAAAGGACUUGGUAUACAAUUUCUCAAGCACGCAGAGCGUUGCACGCUGCUGCUGUUUGUGCUGGACGCAAGUGCGCCCGAGCCGUGGCAACAAUAUGAGCAGCUUAUGCACGAGCUGGAACAGUUUGGAGGCAGUCUAGCAAGUCGCCCACAGCUGGUGGUGGCCAAUAAAAUGGAUAUGCCCGAGAGUGCAGCCAACUACGAGCAGCUGAAGCGGGAACUAAGUCAAGCCAACAUCUUGGGCAUCAGUGCCAAGAUGGGACAGAAUCUGGCGCAUCUCUUAAGUACAAUAAGAACAGUUUAUGAUCGUCACAAGGCUAAGGAGCAACAACAGUAUAGUAGUUGAAUAUUAAAUGUUA